Messenger RNA from Capsicum annuum, 800 nucleotides. Its product is annotated as protein FATTY ACID EXPORT 5. Gene Ontology annotation, cellular component: membrane. The record is from RefSeq and is a predicted model, not a curated record. NCBI's taxonomy places the organism in Eukaryota, Viridiplantae, Streptophyta, Magnoliopsida, Solanales, Solanaceae. The coding region runs from base 212 to 571 and encodes 119 amino acids. The transcript has 3 exons.
GAGAACUAAAAUGAAACGGAGUGAGGUAAACAAUAGACUUUUUGGCAUUUUGACUAAUUCCCACUUGCAAAAAUACCAACUUUUCAAGUUUUACCCACCAAGAUCCUUUAAAAAUUGAAUCUUUUUUUUUUUUUUUUUCAUUCUUGAUCUAUCAAAUUUUUCGUCAAAAUUCAUCAAGAUUCAAUUUUUUCCAAAACCCCAUUUGAUAAAAAUGCAUGAUUUUUGCUUUACAAUUCCAUAUGGAUUAAUUCUUUUGUGUGGUGGAAUUAUUGGAUAUGUUAAAAGAGGGAGCUUAGCUUCAUUAGGUGGAGGUUUGGGUACUGGUUUUUUGCUUAUUUUAGCUGCUUAUUUGAGUCUUCAAGCAUUUCACAAACGCAAAAAUUCUUAUUUUGCUUUGAUUCUUGAAACAGUUUGUGCUGCUGUGUUAACGUGGGUCAUGGGACAGCGGUACAUGCAAACUUCAAAGAUAAUGCCCGCGGGUAUUGUUGCUGGUAUCAGUGUGAUAAUGACUGGAUUUUACCUGUAUAAGAUCGCCAGGGGCGGAAACCACUUCCCAUCUAAAGCCGAGUAAUGGCAUUUCACUAUAGCCGCGGUUCCAGCUCCAGACUCUGUAACGAGAAGAACUGGAUUCUUUUCGCGGAUUAUUGUAUACAGUUAUACUCUAUUUUAUGUCGUCGUUGAACUGAACAGCAUUGUAUCGAUGAGUAGAAUUCGAGUUUGUGAUACUCCUCAUGGCAUUUUGUCUUUGCUUCAGUAUUUGAAUUUGCAAGUAAAUAGAAAAAGAUUGAGCUGAGGGUCUA